CCCCCCCCCCCCCCCCCCCAACCCCCCCAACCUGAAAGUUUGAUAAAUGGAGGUCGGGCUACUUGUUUUCAUUGUAAUUUUACCACUUCUAUCAACCAUUGCCAUAUCGAUCCGAUUUAACGUUGAAUCAGGUUUCACCAAAUGCAUAACCGACGACAUUAGAAUCAAAUCUUUGACAGUUGGUGAGUACUCCGUAGUUAAUCCGAAUGAAGGACAACCUUUGCCUGGACAUCAUAGAAUCUAUGUUGGGGUUUUCUCUGAAAAUGAAAAACGGUUUCAUGACGCAAGAGAUGUGGAGUCUGGACAAUUCGGGUUUGUAGUGACGGAGGAUGGGAAACAUCUUGCUUGUUUUGCCACCAUCAACCACGAGCCACCGGUUAACACCAGUGUAGAUUUCACUUGGAGGUCUGGUGUGGCUGCUGAAGCUUGGACCAAGGUCGUCAAGAAAGGUUCUGUUGAUGCUAUGGAAUUAGAGUUGAAGAAAAUGGAAGACACAAUUAAGUGGAUUCAUGAGGAGAUGUUAUAUCUUCGAGAAAGGGAACAACAGACGCUAAAGCAAAACAUGAAAACAAACUCCAUAAUGGGAUGGUCGAGUUUGGUUUCGCUGUUUAUUUGUUUGUCGGUGGCGGGCUUGCAAUUAUGGCACUUGAAGUCGUUUUUUGAGAAGAAGAAGAUUAUUUGAUUUAGCAAAACAUCUAUUUGUAUUGUUUCACGUUUUAAACUUGAGCAAUAGUUAUGUUCAAACCCGACAAGGCACUUAUUUUCUGCAUCUGUGUACUACAUAUCAAUAUGCCAAAAUAGACUGGAUUUUAAUCUUC
Messenger RNA from Helianthus annuus (common sunflower), 818 nucleotides. RefSeq names its product transmembrane emp24 domain-containing protein p24delta9. The record is from RefSeq and is a predicted model, not a curated record. The coding region runs from base 47 to 682 and encodes 211 amino acids. The transcript has 4 exons. Gene Ontology annotation, cellular component: endoplasmic reticulum; COPII-coated ER to Golgi transport vesicle; Golgi apparatus. Lineage: Eukaryota; Viridiplantae; Streptophyta; Magnoliopsida; Asterales; Asteraceae. Gene Ontology annotation, biological process: endoplasmic reticulum to Golgi vesicle-mediated transport; intracellular protein transport; Golgi organization.